Molecule: messenger RNA, 1433 nt
Organism: Chaetomium fimeti
Lineage: Eukaryota; Fungi; Ascomycota; Sordariomycetes; Sordariales; Chaetomiaceae
Exons: 1
Coding region: 475-1287 (270 amino acids)
Source: RefSeq, a predicted model, not a curated record
CGCUCACACUUCCCAAUCCCACCCCCGCAUGCAAGGCUGAGCCUGGCAUGAGUGGCGCCCCCGCCCACCCGGCAUUGCUGCCUCCGCUUUUCCUCCUCGCACAUGGCUGGCGAUGCACAAACACGGCGCGUGCCCUGACGGCUCGAAAAGCGAGGCAGGGCAUGCGUGGGUGUGUGUGGCUCCGAAUCGAGACCCGGGACUGCGUCGGGAUGAGGUGCGCCUUUGCCCGGCCAACUGCAGUGCUCUACUCCAUCCAGAGCGGGCAGCAGUUGCGGUGGCCCAGACUGCAACCGACAAGCAACCCCUUUCCCCAGUCUCGUCACGCCGGUGGCGUUUCCGUCGGCCGUCUUUUUUCCUCUUUCCUGUUUCUGCUCUGUUUCCUCUCGCAAUCACGGGCGUGUCACUUGGGGCGGACCUGGACGGAUAUCGGGGCAGCGUUGUGGUAUUGGAGGCGUUCUUUGGUGUGGGAUCAUCAUGUCCAGGGCUUAUUAUUCGGCGCCAUUGCAUACGGAUUUCCUGAUGGCUCUCCUUACAUGGGUGCGCGGCUGGCUUCGUUCGGGGAUCAUCAUCAUCAUCAUCAUGAAAGGGGGAAAGGCGUCUAUCGGGCAAAGGGCGCAAGGCAACGUGGCGGCCGCAAACAGGCCGGCGCCAUUGGAUUGCCAUCUACAUACACUUCUAUCGUUAUUGCUAGCUUGCAAGGCAGCCGAGAUCAAUCAAGAAAUCGAACCACGCACAUCCACUGUCUCAUGCGGUGCAUUGCACAUUGGACACCCAGCCGACCUCAUAAUGCAACCGAUAUCAACAUGCAAGAUACACCGCCAUAAAUGUGUCAUAUCUCAACCACAUCGACAGACGCCCGAAGCAAGCCCAUCCAAAAGCCACCACUCGCGUCGUCUGGUCACGAUCCCCCCUGCCUUGCCUCCCCUGCCCUCUCUCCCCUGCCCUCUCCCCCUGACUCCCCUGCCCCCCCUGUCCGCGUCUGCCGUUCGCGACUCCAGCAAACGCACAACACCCCUGGCCAUGCCAUGCAGACUGCAGGAUGCAGGACGCAUUGCUGGGCGUUGGACGUGCACUCCUGCCGGCGUCCGAAAACGACUGUUGAAGCAUUGGCACCCCGCACAGAACGUGGUGUUGACUGGACCAGAAACCGUCGACGUUAAGCCUCAUCCGUGUUUUGUUUCCGUUUCCAGAGGCCCGGUUGGGUUCGGGACGCGCGGGUGCCUCUCAACACCCCCUUUCCGCAGUCGCGAAACGAGUCAUGCAAUGCACAGGUCCGGACGAAGAUAGGACACAGGUCGGAGGGCGCGUCGCGAGCGACAACAGGGGAGCGACACCGCACACCGUUUGGCGGACAAGAUAACACAGAGCAGAAAGCAGCAGCAAACAGCAACAGCAGCGGCGGCGGCGGCGGCAGAGACCGUUUCUGCGGCCCG